AUGGAAUCCACGGGCUCCCAGCCUUCGAGCUAUUCGUUGCUCGACGAUGACGAUGACGAGUUCAAAAUGCUCCCGCCCAUGCCUGGAAUACGGGUCGCGUCUCACCUCAAGAUCUUACACCUUCCGCCCGAAAAUGAUGCUCAUACCGUCGCGGACUCAGACCAUCCCAACUCCGGCUGUGGGGGAACUAUCAUUGUCGUCGUGGCGCAACUCGCCACCUGGGCUACCAUGCCUCUAAACGGGGGCAUGGUCAAAGACGAGCGCCACAGAUUCGACAUUCUCAGCUCUAGGUAUGGACGUCGGUGGGCGACUGACUCGAGAAGUCACCGUCCUUUCGACUACCUCGAGGAGGAGGACGACGAUGAUUAUCUUCUGCUGUCCCCUUCCACGUAUAUUGUUCCCGAGCCCAAGACGACUGGUCUUGGUAAGCGCAUCCGCAAAGUUUUUGGUUGUUGA
Molecule: messenger RNA, 456 nt
Organism: Colletotrichum gloeosporioides
Lineage: Eukaryota; Fungi; Ascomycota; Sordariomycetes; Glomerellales; Glomerellaceae
Exons: 3
Coding region: 1-456 (151 amino acids)
Source: RefSeq, a predicted model, not a curated record